This is a messenger RNA of Drosophila eugracilis, 750 nucleotides long. RefSeq lists its product as uncharacterized. The transcript has a single exon. The record is from RefSeq and is a predicted model, not a curated record. Bases 56 to 703 code for a protein of 215 amino acids. Lineage: Eukaryota; Metazoa; Arthropoda; Insecta; Diptera; Drosophilidae.
ACAAAAUUUAUCGGUUUUAAAUUGUUGCAAGGCCAUCGGACUUUUACCAUCAGCUAUGUCCUCAACCACCAGUGAAGGAAUCAGAAUUACCGCUCCGAGGAUUUGGAGCACUCAGAGAGUCUCCCGUGUGGUGGAACCAGUUAUCAUUGGUGAUGGCCCCCAUGUGCGACGUCCCGACUUGAACCGUCCACAUCGACCAUCCAACCAGAAUAUUUUGACAGCAGGGGAACAACGGCCGCAAACACCAGUGGACACCCGCAACAGCCUUCUUCGAAAAAUAAGUCUUCAACGAAGCCUGGCCUUUUACAAUCAGUUAAGAUGCACAUUCGGAGGAGCUGCGUCCGGAUUUGGUUACUUUUUCAAUUCGGAUCUCAGCAUGAGACGUCAAUUAGGAUGGAAUUCCUAUGCAGGAAUGUUUGGAAGCUGGCAUGGGUUCCCCAUCGAGACUGAAGAAGAGGCGAUUGAGGACGAAAAUAUCCAUGUUAGAAGAUUCUUUCCGGAACGACGCCACUGGCAACGGGCUCAACUAUACUUCCAGCAGUAUCUGGUCCAACGACACUGUAGUCCUCACAUUCCAAGAUCAUUCUCUGUUAAAGUUGAUCUAAGCUCUGUUAAUCUUAAAAACAUUUCCAACAUAUUGUAUGGAGUAGGUAUGAUGGCUGCCUUGAAGCUGGUCUUCAACGAGGUGAUCCACGUCCAUUAGUUUUUUUGGGAGUUUUUGGCUAUUCCAACUUUCGAUAAUAAAGACCA